Molecule: messenger RNA, 979 nt
Organism: Raphanus sativus (radish)
Lineage: Eukaryota; Viridiplantae; Streptophyta; Magnoliopsida; Brassicales; Brassicaceae
Exons: 5
Coding region: 193-900 (235 amino acids)
Source: RefSeq, a predicted model, not a curated record
ACUAAAGGAGUAAAUCAAAGAGGGUCCUACGAAGACAAAAUGUCGAUGAGGUGGAUAGUCCCCUGAUAUACCACGUCUACAUACAAGGCCGAAAGACGUAGAUCACCUUAUCUUUUCAACAUGUGGGAAAGAUCAAACAUCAUCCAAUCUUAAAGACCUGUAGAGAGAGAGAGGGAGUGAAAGACUACUAGCAUGGCUGUAAGCUCAGCAGUUUUGUCGUGUCCGACAAUGCAGGGAAUACGCAGGUCAAUGGCGGCGGAGAUGAGAACAUUACGGUGGGGAGCCAACUGCCAGUUGUCAACUGUAAAACCCUCCAAGUAUUCAUCUAAAUUCUCUACCGACGUUCUCUUGCACGAGUCUCCUCAGGCGUUGUUCGAUGAGUAUUUGGAGGAUAAACCGAGGGUUUUCAAAGCAAUUUUUCCUGAUAAACCGAAAAGUUAUAGGCUUAACGAGGAAGAAUGGAGAAUCCACAUGUCACCUAAAAAUUUCCUCUUCCUCACUGCAUGGCCAGUGGUGGACAUGCGGAUUAGAUGCAAAUCCAACGGUCAAGAUUAUCCACCGGAUGUACCUCUAAACAUAACCAAAGUUCUUGAGCUUAACAUGAUGAAAUGGGAGCUUCAAGGGCUUGGCCAGGUCAUGGAACAGUCUGACUUCGUUCUUGGAGUCAAAGGAGCAUUGUACCCAGACCGAGGCGGAAGCCACACAAGGCUCAAAGGUCGAUUAGAGAUGAACAUAAGCUUCGUCCUUCCUUCGGUUCUUGGGUUUGUGCCCGAAGAUGUUAAGAAAAGCGUAGCCAAUGCGAUUUUGACUGGUUUGGUGGAUAGCAUGAAGCAUAAGGUUAUUGAGAGCUUGCUCGCUGAUUAUAACAGGUUCAAGAAUGAAAGAAAAACACACAACUAGUUCUUAUUCUCAAGGCUUUAAGCUAAAUGUAAUUUACGCUUGCGUUUAAUAAAAAUAAUAAACAAAACAAUUUGCAUCA